Colletotrichum graminicola M1.001 is the source of this 327-nucleotide messenger RNA. RefSeq names its product argininosuccinate synthase. Gene Ontology annotation, cellular component: cytoplasm. The record is from RefSeq and is a predicted model, not a curated record. Bases 1 to 327 code for a protein of 108 amino acids. The transcript has 2 exons. NCBI's taxonomy places the organism in Eukaryota, Fungi, Ascomycota, Sordariomycetes, Glomerellales, Glomerellaceae. Gene Ontology annotation, biological process: L-arginine biosynthetic process; urea cycle. Gene Ontology annotation, molecular function: argininosuccinate synthase activity; ATP binding.
AUGACGAUCCUUCGUGCGGCUUACAUCGCGAUCAAAGGCCUUACUCUUGAUGGCUGCCUCAGGGCUGCCUGCGAUACGUUGAGCAAGCAAUGGUCUCAGCUCCUCUACAAUGAACGGGUUAACGGUGAAGUCCGCCUUCAGCUGUACAAGGGCCAAGCCCACGUUCUUGGCCGCAGGUCCCCGGAGAAGUUGUACUCCGAGGAGGAUGCCUCUAUGGACUCCCUCACUACUUUUGAUCUCGCUGAUGGGACCGGCUUCAUUGCGAUCGAGUCCAUCCGCCUUAAGAAGUAUGGCCAACAGCUGGCGGAAGCUGGUUACAAGUUUUGA